Messenger RNA from Egretta garzetta (little egret), 3894 nucleotides. RefSeq names its product coiled-coil domain containing 30 (gene CCDC30). The transcript has 24 exons. The record is from RefSeq and is a predicted model, not a curated record. The coding region runs from base 155 to 3232 and encodes 1025 amino acids. NCBI's taxonomy places the organism in Eukaryota, Metazoa, Chordata, Aves, Pelecaniformes, Ardeidae.
GAGAGACGUGGAAAGCUAUGUGGGUCACGUCCGUAACCUGACGGAGGAAAGGGAUGCUAUCACCACUGAGUAUGAAACAGAAAACGAACAGCUCAGGCUUGAGCUGGCACGGCUGCAGCUGCAGCAGGAAGCCCAACUGAAGGAGGCCGAGGAGAUGCUGGAACAGGAAGGCUUGUCCGAAAUAGCUCACAGUAAUGCCAGCGAACAGAUUGCUUAUUUACUGGUAGAAAGAAUGACGCUGCUGGAGAAACUGGAGAUUGCAGAUCAGAAGUUGAAUUUGCACAGCUGCAUAGACGGGCUGUGCACGACAGAGCUUCAGGAUGAGUUCGAUCACGUUCAUCAGACAUUAGAAGUUGAAUUCCAACAACAGCAUGAAUCCACACAGCUUUCUGGAGAGACAAUGAAUAAGUCCUACAGGGAAGAGCUGGAGAGGGAACAAGCGUCACGUGCAAGAGUUGAACGAGAUCUGGAUGAGGCCACACAGAGGCUGAUGAUGGCCCAGGAGGAGAUCCAGAGGUUGACAGACGAGCUGGAUGCACAAAGAAAGGAACAGAGCAAAAUAGAACUGGCCUUGCGGUCAGCCCUGCAAGCACCUGAGAGCUGGGAGGAAGGGGGAAACGAAUGGAGAGAGGGUGACAGGGCUGAUCUACAGAAGGCCAUGGAGCACAACAGCAGGCUGGACAAGGAAAUUCUGGCGCUGCGAGCACGGGUCCAAACGCUCGACUUGGAAAGAAAAGCGUUCCUUGAUCUGGUUGAACAGCUCAAAGAGGAGAUCUGUGAGUAUCAGAAAAGCGAGAAGCAAGUACUUCCAUUGUCUGUGCCAAGCGAGACUGAAGAAGUUGCAUUGUCCUCACUGCAGUCACAGGCCACAAAGGAUGAAGGGAGGGCUGAAGGAGACCAUGUUUCAGGCAAAGCCGACUCUGACCAAGAAGACAGACAUCAGAGUAGUGAAACACUUCACAAAAGGUGCCGAGAGGUGAUUGAAAACAUCGAGGGCAGGAAUUCACAGCUCCUUCACAAGCUGCAAAAACUGGAGCAGGAGCACGAGGAUUUGGUUGAGCGCAAUGAGGAGCUAGAAUCAAUUCUGGGAGAGACACAGAUCCAAACCAAGCAGGAGAAGGAACAGUUUGAGAGUGAGGUGGAGGGACUUCACCGGAAAAUCACAAGUUUAGAAACAGAGUUACUUGAAGUGCAGAAGAACAAAACCGAGAUGAGUGGGGAAGAGCAGGCAUCGUCUGGAGCACAAGAGAUGCAAGAGAUGCUGGAAAGCUGUCAGGAAACAAUAGAAAAGUUGGGAAGUCAGCUGGGAGAGCGGAGAGAACGGAGGAAGCAGUUUGCAUCUGAGCUUGAACUGUUACGAGAAGAUCUGAAGUCUGAGAAGAAGGUGUUGGGCAGCCAGGUCUCUGAACUCCUACAAGAAAGAGAACGGAUUAACAAACUUGAGCAGAAACCUGAAGAUCUAUGUUCAGAUGAAAGGAUGUAUGAAGAACAGAUGGCUAAAGUAGUAUUUUUGGAAGAACAGAUCAAAAACUUGAGGAAUGAACAAGAACUGCUCUGUUCUGAAUUACUAGAAAGCAACAAGAAGAGGGAGGAGCUAGAAAAGCAGCUAAAAGAGAGCAAUGAAGAAAAACGGUUGUUACUGGAAGAAAUUGCACAGCUAAAACAAGAUACCCUGACUAUCUGGGAGCAGGGCAGCAGCACUCUUGAAGAGACUUGGAAGAUGAAUCAAGGCAUGGUGCAUAGAGAGAACAGGUUUCUCGUGUCGCAGAGCUCUGCAGGCAGUUUAAAUGGGAGCAUUAAACAGAGUCUGUCCGACGAGAGAUUCCAGCAGCAGGAGGAAAAAAUGCAGCAAUUGCGACAGGACUUGCGUCGCGUUCAGAACUUGUGCAGCUCAGCCGAGAGGGAGCUGAGAUACGAAAGGGAGAAGAACAUCGACUUACAAAAGCAAAAUGUCUUGCUCCAACAGGAGUGCACCAAGGUCAAAGCUGAGCUGAAGCAAGCCCGGGCAAAACUCACGGACACAACUGAAACAUGUUCCUCUCUCUCAGCACAGUGGCAAAAAAGCCAGCAGAAGGUCAAAGAACUGGAACAAGAGCUCUUAAAGUCCUCCCAAGCUGAUAAACUGCAGAGCAGUCUGCAACAGAAACUUGCACAGGAGAAAUCCAAAGUAUGCGAAGCACAGAAAAAGAUUUCAAAACUCCAGCAAAAGAAAAAAGAGGAAUUGAAGGAGGCCCGAGAAAAUGAAGCUCGUGUGCAGCAAGAACUUCUUGAGGAGCAGCUGAAAAGGAAGCUCCUGGAGCAGCAGGUGGAGGAGCUGCGGCAGCAGCUCCGGCAUUCACGGGAGACGGAGGCGUCGCUGGCCAAGAUGCACGUGGAGCUGCAGGCCAAGACUCUGCACGUCCUAGAAGAUGAGAGGAAAACUGACUCGAGUGAGCACCUCCAGUGUCAGAAGGAAAACCAGAAGCUUUCACAGCAACUUUCACUGCUGAAGGAGGAAAACAAAGCCCUUUAUGAGGAAGGAGUCCGUCUCCUGAACCAGAAGGAUCUGUAUGUCAGGAAAUAUAACGAAAUGCAGCUCCGCCACAAAGACAAGAUCCGCAGAGCCAAAGAGACCUUUAUCCACGAGGUGAAACAGAGGGACAGCAGAAUUAAGCAGCUUGAAAAUGAGCUCAGUGAGUCGAAGCUCCAAGUGGAAAAGGGGAAGGUGCUGAUUGCACAGAUCACUGCUGAGAAUGAGAAAUUACUCCAGGAAAGACGACGGCUCCUCCAGAAGAUAACUGACCAAGAAGAGACCCCUUGGAGCAACCGGUCUGCGACUGCCACCCUGCAGAGCAGAGUGAAGAUCCUGGAUGAGGAGAACAUGCGGCUGCAUGAGAGCAAGCUCCAGCUCUCUGGCCACGUGCCCAGCUCACAGCGCACACCGAGGACUGUCCACGCUCCCAACACGGAGGACCCGAAGAGUGUUAAUUUCUCCGAACGCCAACUACAGAGUAAGGUGUUGCCAUCUCCCCGUACCAGCUUCCCACCGAGAGAACUGCCGGACUCUCUCAGCACCCUGAAGGCCACUCAAGAUGCCAAGCCGGAAGGAGAAGCUGAAAGCCAAGACUCAUCUUUUUGCUUAUCCCCCUCUCAACCUUCUGAGAUCGGCUACUUAAAUGUAGCUUCGCCUGGAGACACCACAGCCUCCCAGCUGCAGGAGGAGAGUCAGAGCAUCAGCUCUGAGAACUUCUAAAUGGGGAAAAGGAGUUGGAAAAUAUUAGCUGGACUACAAGGUUUUGGGCUCCUGUUGCUGUGGGAUGAUGAGGACUGCACGGGGGGAAUAGAAUUGCCAAAUGGACUGACCUGGUGAUUUCUGUGAUAUAGUUCAACUAAAUUAUUCAACAGAUUAUUUUUUUUUUUUCAACUUUAUCCAACUGUAAAUAUGUGUGUCAACCCUGAUCCAGCUGGAGGCUGGAAUUUGUAGAUAAACUCAGUAAAGUGGAAGAGUGGGGGGGUGAAGCAUAUCUUCCGCUGAACCCCAAUUCCUUUGUCCAGUCAAAAAUUACAAGCUUUGUAAAUAAAACAUGGAAAAGUUCCAUUCCCUGCUCUUUGAUCCCGACUGCUCCCUGCUGUGUGCCCACUUUUCUCUGUUCCCUUCAGUCUGUGCACAUGAACGUAGAUGGAGGAAAUGGAGUAAAAGCACAGAGAACAAAUGAGGGGAUCUGAACAGCCAGAGAAGAAAAGAAGGAAGUUACCCUCACUCAGUUUGCAGAUGACACCAAACUGGGCGGGAGUGUGGAUCUGCUGGAGGGCUCUGUAGAGGGAGCUGGCCAGGCUGGACCCAUGGGCCCAGGCCAAUUGGGUGAGGGUCAACAAGGCCAAGGGCCGGGUCCUGCCCUGGGGUCACAACAACCC